AUGCGUCCAUCCACUCUUAAAGAAGCCUUUAGAAAGUCCGGUAUUUAUCCUAUUUGUAGAGUUCAGAUUACCGAUGACCAAGUUAGAUCUUCCCUGGUAUAUUCGCACAGUGACCAAAGUACGCUUCCCUCUAACUCUGCCUGCCAAUCUUCCCUGCCUGAACCAACGCGUACUUCCUUCGUAACUUCCACCAUGAGUACAUUGUCUCCCCCGGAGCAGAGUACGUCUCAAAGCGAAACGCCCUCUCUUUUGUCUCAGGCCUGCGAGUCUCCACUACCCCAAGAAAGUGAGCCUUUAAGCUCAACAAGUAAUCCUUUAUCGCAGACUUGUGAGUUGUCCUUCCCUGAAGAGUCUGAACAAAGUACGCUUGUAAGCGCAACGCGUACUCCUUUGCCUAAGGCCUCGGAGUCUUCAUUUUCUGAACGAAGUCUAGUUGUAGGCUCAACGCAAAAUGUAUCCCGCCGAUCAUAUCGUCUAAGUCAAAGUGCCUAUUCUGACGCGUUUGAUGCAUUAGAGUCUGUUUUAAAAACGCCAGUGAAGGUGAAAUACAAGCGCAGGUUGGAUGAGGGCUACAACUUAGACGGCAGUCCGACAUACCAGACUUGGAAGACCUUGCUCACUGCUGCAUCGAAAAAUAAUUCAGUAAACGAAUCAACAAUACAGCAGCAAACGCCUUUAACUUCUACCCCACGCCCACGUGCAGCUUCAUUUUCUUCUUAUUCAGUUUCCACAGUACUUGAGGAAAUAAUCAUCUACCCCUCUGCGCCCGACAACAUUAAUGCGAGUCGCAAAAAUACGAAAAAACCCCUCCCGAACUAUUUAAACGGUGAAGCUUCCAUGAAAAUUUUGCUUGAUGCAAAAUUAAAGAAAGCGAGGGAACUUGCCGCAAAGCAGAAGAAAUUAAGGGAGAGAGAAGAGAAGAAGGAAGCUAAAAGAAGGAAUCAAGAAGCGAAAAAGAGAGAAGUGCAAGAAAGAAAACAAAAGAAAAACCAGAAGUCCACUGAAAAGGAAAGGAGUGCAGGCAAACGAAGGAAGCGUGCGACUAGCGGAAGGGAAUGGAGAAGAUCACUACCCCAACAAAACGACAACAGCUGCAAAGUCUGCUGGCAACAGUAUUCUCCUUCCGAUGACGAAAAUUUGCCAUGGGUUAUGUGUGACCAAUGCGAACUGUGGAUGCACAUUGACUGCAUACCGAUUGGAGUCGAUAAAACACCCAUUGACAACGACAGGCAAUUUUUUUGUCACGAUUGUCGUUGA
Porites evermanni is the source of this 1257-nucleotide messenger RNA. The record is from the annotation of a GenBank genome assembly. Lineage: Eukaryota; Metazoa; Cnidaria; Anthozoa; Scleractinia; Poritidae.